UUCACCCUCAGGUUUAACACCACGAAGAACAAAUAAAAGAGGAAGGAUUAAAAAAAAAGAAAGAAAAACAACAGUUCAAGCUGUUCUUCCGCUACCCGUGGACUUGGACAGAACAUCUCAGGAGACAACCAGCAGAACUUUUGACAUCAAGAAAUUUGUGAGGCAAAACUUUGGCGUCCUCUCACGUCUGCAAACUAACGGAGGAGUAAACACCCCCCCACACACACAGCGACCUGCUGACCGACAAUGGCUGUGAACGUCUACUCCACCUCUGUGACCAGCGACAACUUGAGUCGCCACGACAUGCUCGUCUGGAUCAACGAUUCCCUGCAGAUGAACCUCACCAAGAUCGAGAUGUUGUGCUCAGGUGCUGCCUACUGCCAGUUUAUGGACAUGAUGUUCCCGGGCUCCGUGCCUCUAAAGAGGGUCAAGUUUGGCGCCAAGCUGGAGCACGAGUACAUUCACAACUACAAGCUCCUUCAGAUUGCCUUUAAGAAGAUGAACGUGGACAAAAUCAUCCCCGUGGACAAACUGGUCAAGGGCAAGUUCCAAGACAACUUUGAAUUUGUGCAGUGGUUCAAAAAGUUCUUUGACGCCAACUACGAAGAACGGGAUUACGACCCGUUGGAGGCGAGGCAAGGCCAGGACGCCUCGCCCGCUGCCAACGCCGCCACGUCUGCGCUCAACAAACCCCCAAAGAAGGCCAUCAGUCAGGCUCCUCAGAGGCCGCCCGUUGCCAAGGUAGCGCCCAAGGUGUCAACCGUCAGCGCCAGGAAGCCUGGAGGUGCAGGAGCUGAUGACGACAGGGCGGAGCUACUGAAUGAGGUGGAGGUCCUGAAGUGCACCAUCCAAGACAUGGAGAAGGAGCGAGACUUUUAUUUUGGUAAGCUGAGGAACAUUGAGUUGAUUUGCCAGGAGAAUGAAGGCCAGGGCGACCGCACGCUGCAGAGGAUUGUGGACAUCCUUUACGCCACAGACGAGGGAUUCGAAAUCCCGGACUCUGAAGAGCAGGAGGAGUUUUAACGUUUGAAGACCACAGGCUGACCCCCGAUCCUCCGCCCCACCCACCCCCACCACCCGCGUCGACUUUGUGGUCGUGCAUUUCGACCCCGCCGGGCUCGCCUCUUCAACCCUUCCGUCAGCAAACGUCUCGGCUGCCGGCCUCUUCUUCCUGCACGCCCCAGGAAGUAUCGGAUGUUUUGUAUGAGACUGGAGCGUAAGAAGAUGACAUCGUGCGUGUGUGCAUGUGCGUGCGUGUAUGUACUGUACGUCUUUAACAAUCCACAUAAACCUCCUUUGAAGACGCGACUGUCAGUUGACCAAUCAAUUUGUCCCAAGCUAAGUCCAAUUUGACCUUUUUGUUGUUUCCACUGCCACAUGAGUGCCUCGCUUUUUUGUUUUUACAUUCCCAACCAGUCCAAUUAUUUCAAAAGAGGCCACCUACGUCACCUCGCCUCGCUUCUUUUGAUUGAGGCUCCAAAUUUCAACUCCCCGCCAGCUGCUGGCGCAAAGCUAGCUGCUAAGUGUCACCUUCCACCCCCUGAAGGGCUUGUAACUUGGCACGGGACAAGUCUGUCAGUCUGGUCUUCACUCGUCGACUAAAGCAGGAUUUCUCAAAGCGCUCCAAGGCGUCUGCAGUCUAGACCAAUGGAGUCGGACCUGGAUCAAUGCAAACGCUGAAUGUUGUGUAUGUAAUUGUGUUGAGUGUGUGUUGGCGUGUGUAAAAAAAAAAAAAAAAUGUUUUUGUGUCGUUUGAGAUCAGCCUCCUUGUUACUUUGGAACAAACUCAGUCAAAUGGCCUUAAUCAAGCAACCUGCAUUCAUUGUCAUGACAAUUUCUCUCAAGUGUAAUGUUCUAACAGUGUUUUCAUGUAUUCUAAAGGAAAAAAAACAAACUUUAUUGAUGUCAGGUGUUUAUUAGGACUGUAAAGCUCAGACAUGGCCGGGUGUGGCAGACCCCACUUGUCUUCCAUCGAGCGCGUCUCUGGUUGCUGAGGCGUUCUUUUGCCGUUUGGGUGCUCGAAAGGCUCCAAUGCGGAGCGUCCAGCCAAAAACACGGGAGACGAGCAGCAACCUCCUGUUGCGACGGCCUUUUUUUUUUUUUUUUUUUUAACCCUGUGAAUGUUGCACACAAUCAGACGGUGCCUGCGUGUUCUUUUGCCUUCUCAUUAAAAACAGACUGUUUCCAAAUCUUUA
This is a messenger RNA of Dunckerocampus dactyliophorus (ringed pipefish), 2195 nucleotides long. It is a transcript of the gene mapre1b, whose product is annotated as microtubule-associated protein, RP/EB family, member 1b. The transcript has 7 exons. NCBI's taxonomy places the organism in Eukaryota, Metazoa, Chordata, Actinopteri, Syngnathiformes, Syngnathidae. The record is from RefSeq and is a predicted model, not a curated record. Gene Ontology annotation, biological process: protein localization to microtubule plus-end; regulation of microtubule polymerization or depolymerization; spindle assembly. Gene Ontology annotation, cellular component: spindle midzone; microtubule plus-end; microtubule organizing center. Gene Ontology annotation, molecular function: microtubule plus-end binding. Bases 247 to 1023 code for a protein of 258 amino acids.